AUGCUCACCACACCCAUCUCAUCCAACCCCCAAACACCCCCACCACACCCACCUAGCAUCAUGGCUGAGAAGAAGGAGAACCUCUUCCCAACGCUUGGUGACGUCGCGGCACACACCGAAGCGGUCGAGGACGUCAAUGACGAGGACACCAAGGCGAUCCGCGAGGUCGAGUCGCUCUGCAUGCGCUGCCACGAGAAUGGCACGACCCGCUUCCUCCUCACCACCAUUCCCUACUUUAAGGAGAUUGUCGUGUCGUCCUUUCUGUGUGACAGCUGCGGGUACCGCGACACCGAGGUCCAGCCUGCGGGCGAGAUCCAGCCCAAGGGAUGCGCAUACACCGUGCACAUGCUGUCACGCGCCGACCUUGACCGCCAGCUCGUCAAGUCCAACUGGGCGACUGUGACCAUCCCCGAAUUUCAGCUCACGAUUCCUCCCGGACGUGGCCAGCUCACUACUGUCGAGGGCAUCCUGCGCGACACUGUGCGCGACUUGGCAAUGGAGCAGCCUGUGCGCCGCAUAAUGGACAAGGAGACGGCCGACAAGAUUGACGCGCUGCUCGCACCCCUGCGCGACGCUCUUGACAUGGAGGAGGGCGACGAGGGUGGUGAGGUCGGUCGCGAUGGUCCAGCCAUCAUGCACGAGAGCGUGCACCACGACAGGCCGUUCAAGCCGUUCACCAUCACUCUUGACGACCCCAGCGGUAACUCGUUCCUCGCGUUCAAUGACUCGACCAACGAUCCCCAGUGGAACAUGCGCGCUUACAACCGUACGUUUGAGCAGAACGUCAAACUAGGCCUUGUCGCGGCCAAGGACGAGGAUGAGGAGGAGACGACCAAGAUCGCCAACGCCGACGAGUUUUACCACCGCCACCGCGCCAACGUCGUCGAGCACGACGUCCCAGUCCCCGAGGAGGUGUUUUCGUUCCCCGCGACCUGCAGCUCGUGCGGACACGAGCUCGAGACGCGCAUGCAGCAGGUUCACAUCCCCUACUUUGAGGAGGUGAUCAUCAUGUCGUCGACGUGCCCGACCUGCGGUUACAAGGACAACGAGGUCAAGAGCGGAGGCAAGAUCAAGCCGCUCGGCAAGAAGGUGACUCUCAAGAUUGAAGCUGGCGACGAGGACGCUCUCUCGCGCGACAUUCUCAAAAGUGACACGUGUGGCCUCGCGAUUCCCGAGAUCGACCUCGUCCUCCAGCCCGGCACGCUCGGCGGCCGCUUCACCACCGUCGAGGGCAUCCUGAACGAGAUUUACGACGAGCUCUCCACCAAGGUGUUCCGCACCGGCGACUCUGGAACGGCAGGUCACGCACAGGGCGAGAUUGGCCAGGCGAUUGUCGCUGGCGACCGCAACUUUGAAAAGUUCCUCCAGGGCCUCAAGGACGUCAUGAACGUUAAGCACGACUUUACUUUGAUCAUCGACGACCCCCUCUCCAACUCCUACCUCCAGAACACGAAUGCACCGGACCCCGACCCGGACAUGACUAUCGAGGAGUACGAGCGGUCGCAGGAACAGAACGACGACCUCGGCCUCAGCGACAUGAAGGUCGAGGGUUACAACCCUGAGAUCAAGGACAAGCUCUAA
Molecule: messenger RNA, 1581 nt
Organism: Cutaneotrichosporon cavernicola
Lineage: Eukaryota; Fungi; Basidiomycota; Tremellomycetes; Trichosporonales; Trichosporonaceae
Gene: ZPR1
Exons: 3
Coding region: 1-1581 (526 amino acids)
Cellular component (GO): cytoplasm; nucleus
Molecular function (GO): zinc ion binding
Source: RefSeq, a predicted model, not a curated record